Molecule: messenger RNA, 1272 nt
Organism: Tricharina praecox
Lineage: Eukaryota; Fungi; Ascomycota; Pezizomycetes; Pezizales; Pyronemataceae
Product: Snf7-domain-containing protein
Exons: 2
Coding region: 139-798 (219 amino acids)
Biological process (GO): protein transport; endosome transport via multivesicular body sorting pathway; late endosome to vacuole transport
Cellular component (GO): multivesicular body; ESCRT III complex
Source: RefSeq, a predicted model, not a curated record
UCAUCUCUCGCAAGCUGCGCCUAUCUGGACCAAGCUUAAACCGAUACCACCCUCCUCGGAGAACUAGUACAAUUCAAACGGUGCCUCUACAACCCCUCCUCUCUUCCCCGACAGACCCGAAACUAUAUAUCUACAGUCAUGGAGUCCAUCAAAGCCAUGUUCUGGAAGCCUGAUCCAGCAGCCCAACUCCGCAAAUGCGACCAACUGAUCCGCAAAAACACGCGCGAGCUGGACCGCCACAUCCGCGACCUCAAACUCCUCGAGACGAAGACACGGAGCCUCAUCAUCCAAGCCUCGAAGUCGCGCCAUAACGCGGCCCAGCAGACACGCAUGCUCGCCGUCGAACUCGUGCGGAUCCGUCGACAAUCCACGCGUCUUGCUACGUCCCGUGCCCAACUGCAGUCGGUCAUGAUGCAGGUCAAAGAGGCAUUCUCGGUGCGGAAGAUUGAGGGCUCGAUCCGCGCGAGUACUUCGGUCAUGAAGGAUGUGAACUCCCUCAUCCGUCUGCCGGAGCUCACGGGCACCAUGCGGGAGUUGAGUAUGGAGCUGGUUAAGGCAGGGAUCAUAGAGGAGAUGUUGGAUGAUACUCUUCCUGCCGAACAGGACUUCGAUAUGGACGAGGAGGUAGAGGGUGAGGUGGAUAAGGUGUUAAGCGAGAUCAUGGCCGGCAAGCUGCAGAAGACUGGCGAGGUGCCUAGCACGCCCCUCACUGAGCCGGAGGUCGAGCCCGAGCAAUUGGAGGAGGACGAAGCUGGUCUGGAGGAUAUGAGGCAGAGGUUGGCAAUCCUGAAAAGCUAAGGGUAUGAGUCGGCUGGAGUCUUGUUGCGUUGGUAUCGGCGCGUUGGGUGCGGGCUUACGCGUUUAUGGGUUCCUUUACUUGCUGCGUAUACUACAUUUCGUCUGUUGCUUUCUUUAUGGCUCUAAUGUUUCCCUUUAUCCGCGUGUGUGGUCCAUUUGCGUUAUACUGUCGCCGUCUAUACAAUUCAUGACAUUUACAUGCACAUCUGCUGUCUCCGGGCCGCGAAGUCAUGAUAAAGGUCGAGUACAUGUACACGCUGUGUAUGUUGUGUUGUAGCCCCAGGUGCAUGUACGGCGGACGAACAGCGAGAGACAGGUGGACUUGUCUAACGGGAUUUCUGUCAGCAGGUGUCUCUUCACGAUCGUUUAUGCAUUUCGUCCUCUUUUGCUGCUGCUAACUACAAUCUUCAGCAAUCUAUGUAUCUUCUGGCUAGCCGAAGGUUUCUUUCUCGCACUAGUAUCGCAGCUGCGAAG